AUGUGCCGUGCGCCCGCCACCACAGGAAUCCUCCCCGCCUAGCUACCGCGCCAUUACUCCGCCGCCAACCGCCCCGCCUACCGUUCCACGCCAUCCACCAAACCAACCCUGUACUGUACGAAUCUCCGAUCAAGCAUCGACCAAGACGAGGUUUUUCCUCUCUCCGCAUUCCCUCUCUGACGUCACCCUCCCCUCUCCCCGCACCAUCGCACCGACCCAUCUUUCGUUUUUUCCCCCGGCUGUGCUCGCGUCAUCGCGCUCGAGGUGUUCGAUGGAAUGCCGCAGUCAAAUACCCAUGAUGGGUCUCGCGUCGUUACAGUCCUGACACGACGCUGAUCGGCUUCUUGGGUUCAAUUCGGCAGGUUCAGGCUCUUGUUCCGUUUGAUCUGCUCCGUGAAGUCAUGGUGGUUUCGGAGAAUUCACCGGCGGGCUCGACGAUUUUGCCGCCCGACUCGUACGGCGCGGUCGUCCUCGGUGGCACUUUCGAUCGCCUGCACGAGGGGCAUCGACUUUUUCUCAAGGCAUCGGCAGAGCUGGCGAAAGAGCGCAUCGUGGUGGGCGUGUGUGACGGUCCCAUGCUGGCCAAAAAGCAGUUUGCUGAUCUAAUACAGCCAAUCGAGGAGAGAAUGCAAAAUGUUGAGAACUACAUCAAGUCUGUUAAACCUCAUUUGACAGUCCAAGUUGAACCCAUUACCGAUCCCUAUGGGCCUUCCAUUGUGGAUGCAGAAUUGGAGGCUAUUGUUGUCAGCAAGGAGACAUUACCCGGUGGAAUCUCCGUAAAUAAAAAGAGGGCCGACCGAGGUCUUUCACAGUUGAAGAUCGAAGUUGUGGAUUUAGUUUCCGAAGGAUCGAGUGGAGACAAGUUGAGCUCGAGCACAUUGCGAAGGCUCGAAGCCGAGAAGACCGCUAAUCAACAACCGGCCGAGACAAAUACCAAGGGAUUUCUUGUGUUUGCAGGCGAAAGCUCGCGACGAAAUUUCGCAAAAAUGAAUGAUCUCAUGACGGAGUCGUUCUUAAAUUAUGUGGAGUUGAAGAAACAGGCCCAGAAGGACCUCGAAGCCGAGCUCGACCUUGAACUGGGCCAACUUGAUGCGGCGGAGGAACAAAACCUCUCGCAGUUCUUCCACGAAGUCGACGCGAUCGAGUCCGAAAUGGAGGAGAUAACCAAUCUCUUGCUCGACCUACAAGGCCUAAACGAGGAGUCGAAGUCCACUUACAGUGCGAAAGCCCUUCGCGGCCUCCGGGACCGGAUAGACUCGGACCUGAUCUCCGUCCUCCGCAAGGCUAAAUCCGUGAAGGCGCUGCUCGAGUCCCUGGACCGGUCGAACCUGACGAAUCGCGGGCUUUCGGCGAAUUUCCAAGAAGGAAGCUCGGUGGACCGGACGAGGAUUUCGGUCACAAGCGGCCUGAGGACAAGGCUCAAGGAGACGAUGAACGAGUUCCAGCUUCUGAGGGACAAGAUCGUGGCUGACCACAAGGAGGAUCUCAAGAGGAGGUACUUCAACGCGACCGGGGAGGUCGCGGGCGAGGAGGUGAUCGAGAAGAUCAUCUCAUCGGGCGGCAAGAUCGAGCUCUUUGGGGGAAAGACCAAGCUGAGCCUGGGCAGCCCGGAGAGGCACGAAGCGGUGAGGGACCUGCAGAAGAGCCUGGACAAGCUCCACCAGGUGUUCCUGGACAUGGCGGUCCUCGUGGAGGCGCAGGGUGUGGGGCUGGGCGACAUCGAGGAGAACGUGGCCGGCGCGAAUGCGUUCGUCAGUGGCGGGACGACGAAUCUGUACUACGCGAACCAGAUGAAGAGGAAGGGCCGGCAUUGGGCAAAGUGGGUCUGGGCCGUGAUGGCGAUCAUUCUGCUGGUGUGCCUAGUUUCCUUGUUGGCUUCUUGAAAAAAUUUGAAGUUAUGAAAGAUUCUUGAAAGUGAUUUAGCCGGUUUCCUAGGGUUUCUGCACAGCCUGAUUUGUAAUCUGAACCUAAAGCUUCUUCUUGGAAGCUCCAAGUUUCCCCAGGCAAUUUGAUAUUCUUCUGAUC
Eucalyptus grandis is the source of this 2025-nucleotide messenger RNA. Its product is annotated as phosphopantetheine adenylyltransferase. The record is from RefSeq and is a predicted model, not a curated record. The transcript has 8 exons. Gene Ontology annotation, biological process: coenzyme A biosynthetic process; exocytosis; intracellular protein transport. Gene Ontology annotation, cellular component: endomembrane system; SNARE complex; plasma membrane. The coding region runs from base 402 to 1883 and encodes 493 amino acids. NCBI's taxonomy places the organism in Eukaryota, Viridiplantae, Streptophyta, Magnoliopsida, Myrtales, Myrtaceae. Gene Ontology annotation, molecular function: SNARE binding; SNAP receptor activity; pantetheine-phosphate adenylyltransferase activity.